Messenger RNA from Sphaeramia orbicularis (orbiculate cardinalfish), 4136 nucleotides. Its product is annotated as von Willebrand factor A domain-containing protein 7-like. Bases 905 to 3682 code for a protein of 925 amino acids. NCBI's taxonomy places the organism in Eukaryota, Metazoa, Chordata, Actinopteri, Kurtiformes, Apogonidae. The transcript has 21 exons. The record is from RefSeq and is a predicted model, not a curated record.
UAAACAGUUAUUUACCUCUUAUCAACCAGUAAAAUACUGUAAAUUCCCUUUGUAGUAAAUUACUGUAAUCUGCAUCAUGUGAGGCUUUAGUGAGCACAUCCACAAUAUACAGUACCUACAAUAUUUUAAAAAAAAUUCUUUAUGACACUGAUUUUUUUAAUGGCUGCUUUUGGCACUUGACCAGACCCAGUCAUUUUUAUCUCAGACAUUUGGAAUCUGACACUUGGGCUGACGGUGCAGGUGGAACCCAUGGUGGAACCAACAGGUUUUACCGAGGGGGAGGUUUCAGUGACGGACACUGUUUGUUUAACGUUUUUUCCGUUUGUUGAACUUUACAAAGUCAUUUGAUCUCUUUCUCAUUUUGAUAGAUUAACUGUGGCUGACGGUUCAGUGUUAGCUCGUAGAACCAACAGUGGUUUCAAUGUCACCGACACCACGGACUUCUGGAGAAGCGAUUUUAUCAUCAGAGAAACCACAAAGAAAGCAUUAAGACAACUGCAACAAAGCUCUCCAUUGAGACAGACAUAACACUGCCAUCCACACCAACACUGAUGAUCCAUGGGAACACAUUUCUCUGUGCAAAAAGUGGAUGGUGAGCAUGGACUUAAAGGUGGCCUACGUUUUGGAGGAGGACCUGGGCUUUGCAGAUGCCUUGUCUGUGUUUUUUGAAUGCUUCUAUGUCUUCAACAUAGAAUAUCAGGAGCCUGCUUGUGCAACGUUGGAACCCAUACAACGAUUCUUUGUGAGGAUCAACACAGAGGAAGGGACAAAAUGCACCGCACGAACUGGAGUGAGUCCAAGACAGGAGCAGUGGUGAAGAGGAAGGCAGGGGCCAUCAACAGCAGAGUGGUCUCCUUCCUUCGCCAGCUGACAGAGUUUGAGUGGAAGAACUUGGACUAGUUUGAUGAUGAGUUCAGUGCUGGUUGUUGCUCUGCUGGUGUCGGUUCUGUCCGGACCCACUGUGGCCUUCGUUCCCUUUGGCAGAGGAAAGUCCACUCACGUCAGCAUCACAGGAACGGCUCUACUGCAGAAAGUCACAGAAACGUGUCGGGCUGUGGCCGAGGCUGCGGGGCACCAGUUCACCCCCACGGGUUCCUCCCCAGAAGAGCUGGUCCAGGCCUGUUUAGGUCACACAGCCACUGGACAAGUGUCCGGGGCCAAGUUUCACGCCGCUCUGCGGGAAAUCUGCAUGCAGAAUGGAUUAGUAGACCGGGAUUUUGCCAACAGUGCUCCUCAUCACUUCAACUCAGAGGCCUUUCUGGAGGGGAGGGGCCUCAUCAUGGAGGGCAUGGCAGCCAUUAAGGCCAACGUCCGCCAGGCCAACUUCCAGGCCGCCAGGGAGACGCUGGGCCGAGUCCUUCAUGUUCUACAGGAUUUCUACAGCCACAGUAACUGGGUGGAGCUGGGAAACACAAAGCCGUACGUGAACCUCAUACGCCCAGACCUGCCUUUGGAAAACUUAGCAGAUGUGAACACCCCUACCUGCAGUGACUGUGCCAGUGGAACCUGUCCCAGUCCCAUCCUUCCCAACAUCCUGAAGGAGAAGAAGCUCACAUCAGGCUACAUGGGAAUGUUCUCCAAUGCUAAGCCUGCAGGUAAAUGUAGUCAUGGUGGUCUGGGGGACCUGACCAGUGCAGCAGUUCCUCGUGGUGGUAUCAGCAAAGAUGAACGUCGCUCAGACAACGCGGCGUUCCACACCGCUGCAUUGAACACUUCCACCGCUGCCAGCCUCCAGCUACUGGAGGACGUCCGCCUAGCUGCCGGGGAUAAGGACUUUCUGAGAAUGAUGGGAAUCGCCCGCUCCUCUGUUGUGUGCUUUGUCAUUGACACCACUGGCAGUAUGUCCGACGACAUUGAAGAAGCCAGGGAGGUUGUUUAUGAAAUCAUUGACAGCAAAAAGGGAACACAGGAUGAGCCGUCUGAGUACAUCCUAGUUCCUUUCAAUGACCCCGACUUUGGACCAAUGAUCAGGACCACAGACCCAGAUAAGAUGAAAACAGAAAUAUCUAAGCUCACGGCCAACGGAGGAGGGGACACCCCUGAAAUGUGUUUCUCAGGACUUCAGUUGGCUCUCACUGGGGCCCCUCCCUCUUCCUACAUCUAUGUUUUCACUGACGCUGUUGCCAAGGACAUCGCCCUUAAGGACACGAUUGAUGCUCUGAUUAGAAGCACCAAGUCAACGGUGUCGUUCUUCAUGACGGGGUCUAGUAAGAGACGCCGUCGUUCAACCACAGCUGCUUCUUUUGAUGACUAUAGAGACCUGGCUCUGGUUUCUGGAGGCCAGGCUAUCGAAGUGUCCAAGAGCGAGUUACCUGAGGCCACCGACGUCAUUCUGGACACGUCCACCUCUGCUCUGGUUACUGUUCUUCAGCAAGCAAGGAACCCUGGAAGGUCGGAAACCUUCCCGUUUGUCUUGGAUGAAUCACUGAAAAAGAUCACCACCUACAUCACAGGGAGAUCUACCAGCUUUACACUGACAAACCCUGCAGGUGUGAGCCAAAGCAGCAGUGAAGCCACUGGUAAACUGGGAACCGUUCAGUCUGUGGGCAACUUAAGGAGAAUCCGCCUCAAUGAAGACAAACAGGCCGGAACCUGGCAGAUCCACAUCACCUCUGCCCAGCCAUACACUCUGAAGGUCACAGGUCAGAGUAUUGUUUCCUUCAUUUACAACUUUGUGGAGAGUUUCGAGGGACCCCACCCAGGUUAUGCGAUACUCAGCGGGCGUCCACAAGCAGGCCAACCUGCCAAACUGAUGAUGUCAGUCAUGGGUCGGAAAGGUCCGUCCUCGCUGACCGUUACAGACGUGGGUCUGGUCACUGUGUCCAGUUCAGAGACUGUCCGCAGCGGCACAAUAAGUGACAUGGGCAACGCAGACAUCCUGGUCACGGUGGAAGAGGUCCCUGAGGGCGAGUUUGGGGUUAUUCUGAAAGGAACAGACAAAGUUUGCAACAGUGAAUUUCAGAGACAGUCCACCACCCAGAUGUCUGUCUCUAAAGUCACCAUCCAGGCUGUAAUAGACAGAAGUAUGGAACCAGGAGAAGCCUUCCAGCUGCCCUUCAGUGUCAUGACACAGGGGUCCGGUGGACAAUACGCCAUCAGCGCCAGAAAUGACAGAGGCUUUCCAAUGAGUCACCCAAACAGCCUCACAUUGACAACCGCAGAAUACACCAAUGCAUCUGUGACCAUCACCUCACCUGCCAACACACCGUCAGGCACAGACGUCACUCUGACGUUGGAGGCCCAGUCAUCCAGUGGUGUCGACUCCAACUACGCUGUUCUAAGACUGUCUGUGGUCACCAAGAUUACAGAUUUUGUGCAGCCAGUGUGUGAAGUGCAGAGUGUCCGGGCUGAUGAGUGCCCCACAGAUGUGUCUCAGUGUGCUUCCUUCCAGUGGGAGCUUUCAGCCAACCUCACUGAUGGAAAUGGAACUGGAAUUGAAAGCAUUACCCUGCGCCAGGGCGAUGGAACCCUCUCAUACACCUCACUCACUGAUCCAACUGUCCAGGCUAACUACGACGCCUCCUGCUGCUCGCAGAUCGUCGAGUUUGUCGCUGUCGAUAAAGUCGGCAACGUUGGCAAGUGCUAUCAGUCCAUAGUGCGCUCUGGCGGCCCCUCUGCUCCUACUGUGUCGUUACCGCUGCUGGUGGUCCUGCUGGGGUCUGUCCUCGUACUCAGGCCUUAGAGGUUUCUUUGUGGAGCUUGUUCUUUGUUUCACUGUAUUAUUCCUUUGUAUUGGUGAUGGUUGUCUCUGUUGAUAAAGCAAUUAAUGAAUGUAUGAGUGUUGUGAAAUGAACCCAUAAAUCAGUGGUUUCCAACCUUUUUUGGCUCAUGACCCCAUUUUAACAUCACAAAUUUCUGGCGACCCCAGACAUUCAAAACUGAGACUUUUUUUUUUUGCUAAAAUGUAUUUGUUUUUUGAUCAUGUAUUAGUUUUCUAUACUAUGUUGCAAAUAAAUGUUAAUUUUAGAGGACAUUUAGUCUAUAUAAUGUAUAUUAUUGUGGACAGAGGCAGUAAAUCCAGGUGUAGAUUACUAUAGAUAUACUAUAGAUGGUUUUUAGCUCAUCUGAUGAUAGGACAUGAGCUAAUGUAGAGGCGCCGCCUUCAUCGUCUUUGACGGCGUCUUCCUCACUGUCUU